UCAAAAAUUAACACCUAAUUAUUUCAAUUUAUUAUUCAUGUAAAAAUUUUUAAGGAAAUUGGUAGGUUAAAUUUAUUCAGCCAGACAGAGUUUUUAAAAUGUACAUAAAAAAUGAUAGGUACCUAACCUAUCUAGCAAUCCCUUACAUAAAUACAUUGCUUUUAAUGCAUACAUCUCAAACAUGUCGCGGUAGCCCAUGCAUUAGGUGUAGGUUGUAGAAACAUAGGGUCGUAGGUUCGAAUCCCCGUUAAGUAAGGAAUUUUCGGAGAUAAAUUAAAAUUUCAAUGUUGGUACUCGAUUCCUAUCUGUAGCUGGAGGGCAAUGGAAGUUAAAACACAUUCGCCAAUUAAUUACUCGAAUUUUAAAAAUUAAUUUUAAUAAUCUAAAUUUGUCAAAAAGUAGUCAAAAUAGUGUCAAAAUAUUGUCAAUUAUUUGCCAAGAGAUCGCUGCAAAACCGGUUUGGUGGCAUGGUAUUGACGCGUUUUCGACACUUUCAGCUUCUUUCUGAUUGGUUGGAAAUUGUCAAAAUAGUGUCAAACGCACUGUCAAAAUUAUCACGCCAAAAAAGUGUCAUUCGACACUCCUGCUUUGCACGGCGGGAAGUAAUUAAAUCUUCAGAUUUUUUUGUCUCUAAGAAUGGUCCAGGUUUUUGGAUCAUUACCACAACAUAAAUAAACUAAUUUUGAUUAAGAUAACUUUCCACAUCAGCAAAGGUACCUAGAUUCGAUUCCAAGUACAUCAUUUUUUUCUUUGCAGUGCGCCUCUCAGAGCGGCUUGGAUAAUUGGGAUGCAAUUGAUAAAUGCUCAAAGUCUUCCGAAGCAGACCAAGACUGUCAAAAAUACUGGGGCCAAAUCAACGACGACUGGCAAAUAACUGGCAUACCUGGUAUAAUGACACCACCGAAAUACAGCGAUUGUGAUAAUGCAGAUGCGAAAAAAGAUUUCAAAGGGUUCCUUUGUAAAAAGGUACAAGAAAAAGGUAUAAGCUGUCCAGCAUGUGGUGGUAGUGGUGGUGGUGGUGGUGGUGGUGGGGGUCAUCAUGGAGGUGGAUCUCCACCCCCUAGUAAUGGAUCUCCUCCUCCUAAUAAUGGAUCUCCACCCCCUAACAAUGGAUCUCCUCCUCCUAAUAAUGGAUCUCCACCCCCUAAUAAUGGAUCUCCACCUCCUCCUGGCCACUGCUAACAACAAUCAGAGAAACAAUGAAUUAAUGAGUAUACAUUUGGAUGAAACAGGCUACAGAGACAGACAUACUUAUUUUAUGCUUAAUUAUAAUUUGUCAUAAUAAUUUUGCUGUAAAGAAUGUACCUACCUACCUACACAUG
Messenger RNA from Planococcus citri (citrus mealybug), 1322 nucleotides. RefSeq lists its product as uncharacterized. Bases 892 to 1182 code for a protein of 96 amino acids. The transcript is spliced from 2 exons. Lineage: Eukaryota; Metazoa; Arthropoda; Insecta; Hemiptera; Pseudococcidae. The record is from RefSeq and is a predicted model, not a curated record.